GUAUUGGAUUUCAGCCCUUCUAUCGUACUCUCGAUAGAAAAACUUGUAUUCUUUUCGUAUCUGACAGUAUAUGGCCGUGUGGUAAUGGAGCAUGGGUUAUCAUCCAACGGUUAUUCCCCUGUACCUCGCAUGGAUAAUCCUUUGAGCACUCGUGUUAUUGCUGCAGCAUCACAAAGCUCACCAAACAACUCAGAUAAAAAUAGUCCGAACAGAGCCAGUCUUCAUGUCGGAUUCUCUGAAGAAAAAGGAGAAGUCAAAGAGAAGAGGGAGCGAUUCCUCACUGCCAAAUAUGGGGCACAUCAGAUGGCACUAAUAAGGAAAAGACUGGCUGUGGAAAUGUGGAUCUAUGAACAACUAAAUGAAUUGCAUGGUUGCACUGAUGAUUCUGAGAGUCAUGAUGUCGAUCUUGAUUUAGACGAUUUACUUGAUAUGGAAGAUGACGACGAACGCCGCUCGUACUUACAGAAAUUGUUGUCGAACGCCAAAAGUACACCUGAAGCUGUUGAUACAUUUGUAAGCGAGUUGCUGAACCGGACUAAAGUUUUGUGACGACGAGGAAGGGGAAAAACGCCCCCUGUGGUGAUGAUAAAACAAAAAAUAGCAACGACCAACGAAAUGACAAUGAGUCAUUCUCAUAGACCUAUUCUAUUAUGCAAAUGGAUAAUUAUUCGAAAUAUCCAUCCAUCGUUUCUCCACUUAGACACACACCAUGCAAGCUCGUAAUACAAUAACUUUUAUAUGUAAAAAAAAGUGACACUCCCAAGUAAUCGAAAAAAAAAAUGAAUCCCAAGCAAUUUGAAUGCGCACAUCCUGUGGAAAAUCCCUAUAUCGAUACGAGAUCUCCCCUUUCCCUUCCGUCGGAUGUCAUUUUUUAAAAUCCAUCUUUCUUGUUUUUAACUUCUUAUGAGAUGCAUCAAACAUGUACUUCUUAAGUCCCCGUAGCUCAUUGAGAUUUCUGUACGGGUAGCAGCUUAAACAACUUGAGCUGACCAGGUUGACCGUAAUAUGCUACUUGUUUCUAAUGAGUCCUCGAUCAUCUGGGCAGCGAGCUCUUCAAUGAGCCUGUGUAUUUCUCAAAAUGAUGAUUGUUUGUCGAGAGGGAAUACAUAAUUGCCGAUCUUAA
Molecule: messenger RNA, 1123 nt
Organism: Daphnia pulex (common water flea)
Lineage: Eukaryota; Metazoa; Arthropoda; Branchiopoda; Diplostraca; Daphniidae
Product: protein phosphatase 1 regulatory subunit 14C-like
Exons: 6
Coding region: 85-549 (154 amino acids)
Biological process (GO): regulation of phosphorylation
Cellular component (GO): cytoplasm
Molecular function (GO): protein serine/threonine phosphatase inhibitor activity
Source: RefSeq, a predicted model, not a curated record